CUUAUUUCUGGUUCGGUGCAAUGGCGGCACGAUCGGAGGAGGCGAAAGAUGGCGUUCCUACUCGCCAUAGUGAUGAAAUCAAUACUGCCUCUCAUCGGAUUCAUGCUGCUUUAGCACCUCGGAUUGCCGUUCUCAGUAGCCCUGACGUGGACGAAGCACUUGCUCCAAAUAAUUUCGACUCAUUUGCAGACUUGUUGAAACCAUUUCAAGAAUCAAUCGAAAAUCUUACAGUACGAACAUCUCAACUUGAAACUAGACAAUGCAAAACAUUUCCACUCUCGUUUGAUCAUAUUGACUUAUUUGGCACUUCACACGCAGUUUCAACUACUUCUCUAUUCACGCCUGCGGAUAUCAUUGGUCAAUCUACAGAUACGGCACGGAAUGCACAAUCUCCACCGAAGCCAAAGAGAAGAACGCCAGCAUACUCUCGUCCGGAAAUUCUGUUGGACGCCAUCAGUGCACGCAUAAGCAGUAAAUCAAAAGCACUUUGGGAAAGUCGUGGAAAUGAGGAAACGGAUCAAAAGAACAGUUCAUCACAUAGGAGGAAGCCUUCCGUCUACUCGCAAGACGUCGCUCUAAUAAUGGACGAAAAUGAUCUUACAUCGGAAGGAAUUGAUCUACCUCUCUAUCGCGAUGCCGAAAUUGAUCGUAUCACGCCUUGGUUUGCCGAUACGAGGGAUAUGGUAUUGCAUGCUCGUCAAGUAAGCGAACAUGAGACAUUCGGUCACCCAAUGGCAGCGAUACUGGUCGUCUCAGCUUCAUCUUCCGAUCCAAUGAAUGCGUUUGCCAAUCUAUUUGAAGAAUCUCAGCCUCACUCAAAUUCAGCUUUCAACAAACGUCCAUACGUUGAUCCUCUAAUAUUCAGGUAUUACGUCUUACUUCAUGACGUAUCGAAAAGCGGAUCAGAUUUAACAGAAUCUGUUGCACUUUUGGAAAAUGUGAAAAAGACAUACGGGCUACAUUGCUGCCUACUACCUAUCAAUUCUGCUGAAGGGAAGUCAUCGCAUCCCAAAGAAGAUAUUUCAAGUCUGUGGCACCGUGUCCUUCGAAAUACAAGCUCAUAUGCAACAUCCCCUCCCCAAGACGAUACAAUCACUGCAUCUCCCAAAAAGCGACAGAGUCUAGACGCUCUAAGCAAGUGGUAUGGCGGUAGCACAACAGAAGAGGAAAAGGUGUAUGCAUCUCUUAUCAACGAUGACGAUGUCCGAAAGAUCAAGACCUUUGUUCGCGACUUUGCCGCUCAAAGUCUCAUACCUUUCAUGGAGAGAUGUGUGAGCCUUUGGAAUGACCAGCUAGCGGCUUCUAGAAGGGGCUUGACAGGAAGAUUAUUGGGAGCGGGAAGAAAAUUCUUUGGUGGAGCAGCAUCUCGUAGCUCCGGAUCAUCUCAAUCAUCGCAAUCGUUCUCUACUCUAGGCUAUUACCCCCACACAGCGCUAGAGGCACAAACUAGAAGACUUGCCGACUUUGCUUUUAUGACGCAUGACUAUAAAUUGGCAGCAUCGAUGUACGACCUGUGCAGAAAAGAUUUUGCCAAUGAUAAGGCGAACAAGUAUAUCGCUGGCGCAAAUGAGAUGUUUGGUCUAUCUCAUUUGAUGCUGAUGAUGGGUACGCCAAAUGCCUUGAUCGAUGUUGAUUCGUAUCUAGCGGCUGCGGGAUCAUUUUACCUUAUCGCUCCCCGACAAAAAGGAAGUUCAUUGCAAUUGGAUGGUUUACGUGCAACAUUGCUUUUCUAUGAAGCAUAUAGAGGUUUAAGUUUUUAUCGUUCUGCUCCUGCUGCGUUGGUGAGAACGGCCAAUGAAGGAUCAAGUGAGGAUGAGAAUGAUCUAGAAGUGGUCGCAGCAAUGCUGUUGGAGCAAGCAGCCCUUGUCAAUUUGCGUCAAUCGGGAAAACCUGCUUUGCGCAAAUGUGCCUUGCAUCUCAUCAUGGCUGCACAUCGGUACAGGAAAUGCGGACAAAAGCAUCUCAGCUUACGUUGCUUUAGAGCAUCUGCACAAAUUUAUAGAAUGUUAUCACAGGGAAAUCUUUCCUCUUUGACGGAGACGGGCGAGGAGGGUGAAGAGAAAGAAGAAGAAAACGAAAAGCUUGCCGACUAUAUCGCCAAGAAUGAAAGAGUACAAGUUCGCGAAUGGGAAGUGAUCAAUGAUCAUAUGGAACAUGAGAUGGCUCAACAAGCUUUCAAUGAUGGCAACAUUGCACAGGCACUUGCUUAUUAUGUUCGCAUCCUCCAGAGACAAAGCACAAGCUUUGAAGCAUCAAGUCCAGAAAGUACCUAUAGGCAUGAAACAUACCUUCAAGGUUUCUUGACAUGUUGCAAGUAUCUAGACGGCGAUCUUACAGCCGUUUUGAAAGCACAUGGCAUCAGCCCAAGUCUGAAUAUCAUAGACUCUAGAUCGACAUACAUUGAAGUGAAUGCAAGCACGCAAAGCGAUGAUGCUCCUUGGAGAGCGUUGGAAGAACGGGUCUUGGGUCAAUCUGUCUCAAAAGCGUACAAGGAGCAAAAUACAACUGCAAUUGACGAAACAUUUUGGGUUCACAUCUGCGUACGGAAUCCAUUUAAUGUGCAACUAGCCAUCACAUCUCUAGCAGUUGACCUUGUGGAUGUUACUACGGGAGACGCAGUCUCGGAUGGCGUUGUUGAGAUCAAACCUCAAGAUUCAUUCACUCUUGCGCCACUCGAAACACGCAUUGUAUCAUUGGCUGCAAUUUGUCGUUCAGCACAGAAGUUGAAGCUAUCGCAAGUCCGAUAUUGUUUCGGGGAGGACAUUGAGCUUCGUGAAGCUGUCGUGAAGGCUGGAAGACGUUUGAACGAUACAAAAGAGCAGCGUACAUCUUCUGAACCAACUUACGCGCCGAACGAAUCAAUCGCUGUCAUUGUUCAUGAAUCAAAGGCAAUUCUUGAAGCCACUUUUGUGAAUGCUGCUUCUCAACUAGGGCUAGGAGAGGAAGUAGAAGCUACGAUCAAUUUUGCAAAUGUUGGCAAGGCGUCUUUGAAAAACGCACAAAUUCACAUCAACCGUCCAGACACUUUGGUUGAUCCAAACAACGUAGACGUCACAUCAGACCAGCUCGAAAAAGAAUCGUUUGAAGUCGACAAUUCUCUGCAAGCAACAAAACCGAUUGCGAUUCCCCUUAUAGAGGAUACAUUGGCUGCAGGCGAUACAUUUAGCUGGAAAGUCAUCUUGAGAGGAAGCGCUCUCGGAUUCGUCACACUGCGUGCUUUAAUUGUUUUCGAGGCACAGAGUGGUGAAAAACUUACUGCACAACUGCAACACACGAUCCAAAUCGAUCCUGUGGUAGACCUGUCCAUUCAAGCCCUACCUUCAAGAUCGGAAAAGAUGCAAUAUCAAUUACGCUUGGACGCUUCCAAUAUGAUGCAGCCAGAUCAGGCUAGCGAGGGAGAGCCGCAGAAUAUUGUGAUCGAUGGAUUGUCUGUGGUCGGACCUUGCUGGAGGGUUGAUGCGGAUCACGCAAAAGAUACCCUUGAACCCUUUAAGAGUAUUGGUCAAAAGGAAAGACGGAGUACGGAGCUUUUCGUGACACCUGAGAAUGCACCAAACGAUGGUAAAGAUUUUGUUUCAAUCUCUGACCUGAGCUUUACAGUAGAUCAGUUACGCUCAAUUCUUACAGGGAGAGGAUUGGACAAAAGCGCUUCUGCACCGCCAACAAAGCUUACCUCAAGCAAGGUACAUGGAAAUGAACAGCUAAGCCGCUUCUUCUUUCUGGCCCGUAAGGAAUAUAGACUUUCAACAUUAUCGCACGAUUUUCCUUCUUUGCUCGUACGACGUGAAGGCGGCGAUAAGAGAAUAGACGAAUUACAACAAUUACGUCAAAUUUUCACCUUGUACGAACCCAAUGAGGUUGACAUUAUCGCUCACUGGCAUAUCUCGAGCAAAAGUGGUGAAACAAGAUACGGUCAGGCAUUCGUGUUUGGGUUACGUUUGGGUCCUUCAAUUGAUUAUCUGGCACCUUUGUUCUCGAAUCCCAACGCAUCAGAACAAGGAAGAGCAGCUCGCACGAUGUAUGCCGAGACCGAACGUGAGAAAGCGGCUAUUUGGCAAAACUUACGCACGAGUCGAUUACACAUGGAAGAUGAUCCGAUUCUGUUUGACUUCAAGCUGCCUAUGGAUCAAGCAGGAAAGCAUGACUUUACUCAAUCGGGAAGGAAAGUUGUGAAUGUUGACUUUGUUGUGCAGAAUCUGUCUCCUCUCAGUACACGCAAAGUCAUUCUCAAACUUGACAAUAUUUCUCCUCCCGCGGGAAAUACCGCUGCGAUUGCAGCGAUUACCAAUGCAACAGGCAAGGCAAUCACUCCGAUUCAUGCUUCUUACGUUGAGAGAUUGACUUUGUCCGCCACAAUUGCACCUUUAUCUAAAACAACUUUAACAGGCAAAGCAAGUAUUCCUAGAGCGGGUCGUGCAAUCUUUGCUCCAGUCCUGGUUACAAAUUCAGCUGUGGAAGAGGGUCAAGAUGACUCUUCUCAAAAGAAGCCAUUCCAGAGAUGGGAGUAUUGCUCUCAAUUCAUGAAUAUUGAAUGAUAUCUGCGAUUGUACAAUAUACUAUACCACCAAAUACACAUUGUU
This is a messenger RNA of Meira miltonrushii, 4580 nucleotides long. RefSeq lists its product as uncharacterized. The record is from RefSeq and is a predicted model, not a curated record. Gene Ontology annotation, biological process: endoplasmic reticulum to Golgi vesicle-mediated transport; protein localization to phagophore assembly site. Lineage: Eukaryota; Fungi; Basidiomycota; Exobasidiomycetes; Exobasidiales; Brachybasidiaceae. The coding region runs from base 21 to 4535 and encodes 1504 amino acids. The transcript has a single exon. Gene Ontology annotation, cellular component: cytoplasmic vesicle; TRAPPIII protein complex; phagophore assembly site.